This is a messenger RNA of Porites lobata, 1030 nucleotides long. The record is from the annotation of a GenBank genome assembly. NCBI's taxonomy places the organism in Eukaryota, Metazoa, Cnidaria, Anthozoa, Scleractinia, Poritidae.
AUGAUUUCCAGGCCGUUCAUGUGCAUCACCAAGUUAAGGGAAGGAAUGGGAUCAUUCUGGGAUGGUGUUAAUGCUGACGAAAUCCAUGCUGUCACAAUAUUUGUACUCCAACCCAUAGCAACGUACUGAAGAACAUCGAGGUAACAGCUGUGUUAUGUAUUCGCUAUUUGUCUGUCAGCGGUUGUUGUUUAAUGCAUGCGCAUUAAAGCAGGCCAGCUUGUGAGUAGACCGCCAUGUUGGAAACUUGUAUGCUUAUGUUGUGUCUUUUAUCUAGUUAAAUCUGAUCGUGUUUGGAACCAUCGACUGGUUUCUCCAUAUUUAACACUGGCAACGAGGAUGGGAUUAACUGAAAAAGACUGAAACAGCCAAAAAUGGUGGCAGUUAAGAAUUCGGCAGAAUUGGCACCACGUUAGAAGAAACGACUUUCAUCGUUUCAAUACUUUCUCGAGCCAAAGGAGCGGUGAAUGAAGCAAAAAAGAAAGCUUUCCUACUUCACACUGCGAGAAUAGAGGUUCAAGAGUUGUACGAAACGCUAAUGGACCCAGGCAUAGAUACGUUAGAGGACGAUACCGCAACAGAAUACGAGAAAACUGUUCACACUCUGAACGCGUAUUUUGUAACCAAACUGAACGAACCGUAUGAGAGACAUGUAUUCAGAAGCAUGACUCAACAGGAUGGAGAGACAGUUGAUCAGUUCAUCACUAGACUCAGGAAGCAAGCACAGAAUUGUAAUUUCAAUGACCCCAAUGUUGACAUCAGAGAUCAAGUCAUCGAUAAAUGUUGAUCUUCGGUUUUAAGACGAAAACUACUGGGAAAAGAAAACCUGACUCUGACAAAAGUGCAGGAGGUUGCUCGAGCUAUGGAAGCUGUAGACCUGCAGGCUAAACAAAUGGGGGAGCAGAGAGAAGAGCCAUUGAGUGUGCAUAAAGUUGUCCAGAAAUCUUCUUCUAAAUCUUCUAAGCAGCCAAACAAGAAUUCUAGUAAAGGGCGGUGCUACCGAUGUGGUCAAGAGGGGCAUUAUGGCCGAGAU